Messenger RNA from Helianthus annuus (common sunflower), 654 nucleotides. RefSeq lists its product as uncharacterized. Bases 1 to 654 code for a protein of 217 amino acids. The transcript has a single exon. The record is from RefSeq and is a predicted model, not a curated record. NCBI's taxonomy places the organism in Eukaryota, Viridiplantae, Streptophyta, Magnoliopsida, Asterales, Asteraceae.
AUGGAGGAGUUGAAAAAUAGAUUAAUGCAGUUUCGGCUGACAAGUGUUUCGGAUAAAUGGGUUUGGAAGAAUGAUGAUAAACAUGAGUUCACGGUGAAGAGUGUAAGAUGCACACUCGCAAGUCAAUUAAAUCUUAAUGAAGAUGCAGAUAGUUUUAUGUGGAACAACUGGACAACAAAUAAGUGUAGUAUGUUCGUAUGGCGGGCGGUGCAAGGAAGAAUUCCAACUACAACACAGUUAAGACAAAGAGGUAUGCAGAUUUCAUCAAUCAUAUGCAAGGUGUGCGGCCGAGAAGACGAAACUCCGGAUCAUGUGCUGGUGAAAUGCGAUUAUGCAAAAGAGGUCUGGGAGCAAAUCUGGAAUUGGGUGAAGAUUUCUGGUGCACAAAAACCAGAUACAAUAAAAGAAAUGAUUGAAGCUGUAAACGACUUUCAAUGGCCGAAAGUGAAAAAGAAAGCCGUACACGCAGUCUUUAUACUUACGGCAUGGCGUAUAUGGAAGAAUCGGAACACAAAGGUCUUCAAAGAUAGAGGUGAGGCUGCCUUUAAAAUAAUUGAGGACAUAAAAGAGGAGUCGUACCAGUGGAUGAAGCAAAGAACGAAGAUACAAAUAGCGUCAUGGGAGGAGUGGAAAUACUUUUCAUGGAAUAAAUAA